Messenger RNA from Patella vulgata (common limpet), 1722 nucleotides. RefSeq names its product tRNA-specific adenosine deaminase 1. Gene Ontology annotation, molecular function: adenosine deaminase activity; RNA binding. Gene Ontology annotation, biological process: RNA processing. The record is from RefSeq and is a predicted model, not a curated record. The coding region runs from base 224 to 1696 and encodes 490 amino acids. The transcript has 10 exons. NCBI's taxonomy places the organism in Eukaryota, Metazoa, Mollusca, Gastropoda, Patellidae.
CGAUGUUCAACAGAUAGACAUUUAUAAAAGAGAUUAUUAAUUAUUAUGAAUUAAAUGAAAAAACACCAAGAAACAAGACUGGUUUUCCUACACAAUACAGAUAAACCUGUAAUAAAUCUAUUCUAAAUUUGCACCAACCUCUGAACCAGUGGCGGUGGGGGAAUAACCCAAUGGUCAGCUCGUGCGCGCUUCAUCAUAAGUAAAUUAGCUAAAGAUCUGCAAAAUGGUUGAACAGAAGAAUAUUUUCUUUGGACUUGAUGGAAGAGAAUUUGCUAAUGAAAUAGCUGAACUUAGCUAUAAGCAUUAUGACGCUCUUCCAAAGAAGGGGAAACCACAGUUAGGAAAAGAAUGGACUCUUCUUUCUGCUGUUAUAAUGACAUGUACAACAGGCGAAGGUUUGUUAACUCCAAAGGUUAUUGCUAUGGGGACAGGAUCGAAAUGUUUAGGUGAAUCUAAACUCAGUAAAUCAGGUGAUGUUGUUAAUGACAGUCAUGCUGAAAUUUUAGCUAGAAGAAGUUUUAUAUGUUAUUUAUAUGAGCAGUUAAACUUGGUAUAUAAAGGAGAUGAAAGUUUAGUUUUUCAACCACCAGAUGAAACUAACAGAUGUUGCUUGAGAAAUAAUGUGAAUUUUCACUUAUUUACCAGUCACACACCAUGUGGCGAUGCUUCUAUAUUUCUUAAGAUAUCUCCAGAAGUGUUAUCUGAUGAUUGGGGUGGUGAUGAAAGUUCUUGUUAUGAAUGCCCACGAAAGCGGAAAAUAAAUGAUGAUGUAGAUGUCAAAAAUAAAAUACAUAAAUUAUCAGAUGAAAGCUCAAAUAUCAAGACUUGUGAGGAGAAUAUUGAAAACAAUGUUCAGCAAGAUACUGGACAAUUUGAUCAUAAAGUUAUAAAAAAUGAAAGCAGCUGUGAUAAAAAGAUUCCUGUAGACAUUUAUAGAACUGGAGCUAAGUGCGUUCCUGGUGGAUUUCAAGACACUCAUGGCAGCAAAUCAGAUUAUCAUUGUGUUGGAGCUUUGAGAAUAAAACCAGGACGUGGUGAUAGAACAAUAUCUAUGUCGUGUAGUGAUAAAAUAGCACGAUGGACUGUUGUAGGAAUACAAGGAGCACUACUUUCUCAUUUCUUAAAUUCACCAAUAUAUUUGCAAUCAGUUAUUGUUGGCAAAUGUCCCUACGAUCAGUCAUCCAUGAAAAGAGCACUGACAGAUAGAGUUGCUGAUGUCACCAAUUUAGCCAAUCAUUAUACCUUGACAGCACCUUAUCUGUUACAGUCUGGUCUAGCAUUUAAAGAAGGAAGAAAUGAUGAAGAUUCAAGUAGCAGAUUAGUUCCAACUGCUGCCGGUAUUACCUGGUUUCGAAGUAAACAGUUGGGAGUUAGUGAAGUCAGUGUUAAUGGUAAAAAACAAGGUGUUACUAAUAAAAACAAAAAUAAACCAGAAGCCAGGUGUACAGUCUGUUGUAUAGAAAUGAUGAGACGUUUCUUAAAACUCAUAAAGUCUAUUCCAUCAGAACAGCGGCCUCCUUCUGUCAAGUAUGUAAUAGAUGUAUUUAUUGGAUCUUUAGAUCAAGAGAACUGUACAUAUCUUGAAUGCAAGAUUGCUGCAGUUUUCUACCAAGAGGCUCUUGAUAAACUCAAAUCAACGACAUUCAGUACAUGGGUACAAAAGUCACGUGAUUAUCUUCAAUUCAAACUCAACUAACCAAAUAAAGAUAUCUCAUUCCAAAA